Aureobasidium uvarum is the source of this 2019-nucleotide messenger RNA. The record is from the annotation of a GenBank genome assembly. NCBI's taxonomy places the organism in Eukaryota, Fungi, Ascomycota, Dothideomycetes, Dothideales, Saccotheciaceae.
AUGGAUGCCCUCGUAGAUCAGGCGCCCGCCGCGCUUCCAGUAGACACUUCAGUCGACCAAGAAAUGUCAGAUGCGCCUUCAGCAGGAACUGUGCGCGCACGCGAAGAAGAAGACGAUGCGACUGGCGAGCCUUCCGCAAAGCGCACGAAGACUGCAGACGAUGUUAGUGAUGAAGCGCAAGCUGAAUUCGAAAACAGCGGAGCUGUGAGCGCUGUUCAGGCUGCGCCUGUUACAACAAACGGUGGAACUAACGGUAUUGCCGUCCCUGUUGUUCGCCCUCAGAACACUCCUCGCAUCAGCUCUGGCCCCAUCACCAAGAACCAAAAGGCUUUCUUGAUCGAAAAGAUGAAGAACACCAAGAAAGUCAAGUCUGCCUUCUGGUUCACCAAGCCUGUCGAUUAUGUGACCCUGAACAUUCCCCAUUACCCGACUGUUAUCAAGCAACCCAUGGAUCUUACCACGAUUGAGCAAAAACUCAAGAACGACCAAUACUCAUCGGUCGAUGACCUUGUGUCUGACUUCGAGCUUAUGGUUACCAACUGCUUUACCUUUAAUGGCAUUAACCAUGCUGCUUCUGUUUCGGCGCAAAACCUCCGAGCUUAUUUCGUGAAGCAGAUGCAGAUGUGUCCUACUGGAGAAGCUGCGAUGCCCAAACAAAAGUCGCAUGUCGUCAAAAAGUCAUCACCAAAGCCUGCAGCUCUCCCUCGCCCCGAGCCAGCCAAGCCUUCUGCACCGGUCAAGUCGCCUGCUGGCGAGACUUUUGCUCUCUUGCCUGAUGGAACACCAAUGAUCCGCCGAGACUCAACUGCUGGCAGGCCCAAGCGGGCAGUCGUCCCUCCGGCCCCACGCGAUCUACCUUAUUCAACGUCCAAGCCCAAGAGAAAGGAAGCUCAGACUGGUCUGAAGUUCUGCGAGCACAUUUUGGAAGAGUUUCGCAAGUCAAAGUACGAUCGCUUCGCCACACCAUUCCGCAUUCCCGUCGAUCCUGUUGCCCUCAACAUUCCCCAGUACUUCAGCAUUAUCAAGCACCCCAUGGACAUCUCUACGAUCACCCAGAGGCUGAAGGGAGGACAGUAUGCGACGGCCGAAGAGUUCAGAAGUGAUUUCGAAUUGAUGUUCACCAACUGCUUUAGAUUCAACCCUGCCGAAAACGUUGUGCACCAAAUGGGCAGAGACUUCCAGGCCGAGUUCCACAGAGAGUGGGCCAAGAAGGAUAGCUGGAUCAAGAGACACACGCCACAAUCUCAACGCGCUAGUCCCGUGUCAGAUGUUUCUGAUGGCGAUGAGUCUGAUGAUGCUCACGAGGAAGACGAUGAACAUGACAACAAUGAGGCCACGAUCUCUCUGCUCAGAGAGCAACUGGCCGCCAUGCAGAACAUGGUUGCAUCAAUUUCUGGCGGCAAACGCGCAUCUCCCAAGGCCUCUGGUAAUAAGAAGAAGAGCAAGAGCGGCAGCAAUGUUGCCAGCAAACCCAGCAAGAAGUCCGGUGGCAGCUCCAGCCUUUCUCGGCCUACCAUCAAGACCAGUUCUAAGCCUAAGAAGCAACGCCUGGUUACAUAUGAUGAGAAGCAGGAAAUCAGUAGCGCUACAGAACACAUGAGUGCCGAACAGGUUGAAAAGCUGACCAACAUCAUCACUGAGAAUGUUGCUAAGUACAAGGACAUGGCUGGCGACGAUGUCGAGCUCGAGAUUGACGAUCUGCCCAAUGAGGUGCAGCACAAGCUGCUACGUUACGUCCGCAGCAUUUUCCCCAAGGCUGAGCCAGUCGAGAUGGAUGCCAACGCCAUCGAUGACGAUUAUGAGCCCGAGAAGCCGUCAGCACGUUCUGGCGGAGCUGCGAAGAAGAAGCACAAGCCCAUGAAGAAGCAUGAGCAAGAGGAUCGCAUCAGACAGCUCAAGGAGCAGAUGGCUGCCAUGUCUGGUGAUGUCAACUCUGUUGGUGGUGGUGCAGCACCUUCAGCUCCUCACAAUGCCGACAGCAGUGAUGACGACGACAGCGAGAGCAGUGAAGAAGAGUAG